CGCUUCCGGCGGAGCCAGGCCUGACUAAUCGAGCUCUCGUCUGGCGGCUCGGCGCUCGUCUGGCGUCACCUGCAGGCGUGGUGGUUUCCGGCGCGGUGGGUGAGGGUCGCAGGCGCCGCGGGGACGGUGUGAGUCGUGGACUGCCCCGACCUCAGCGAUGGCCUCUCUGCUCGCCAAGGACGCCUACCUGCAGAGCCUGGCCAGGAAGAUCUGCGUCCAGUCGGGCCCGCAGCCGCAGGCGCGCACGCGGGCUGGCAAAACUCAAGGCUCAGAAAUUGCAGGGCCCCCAAAAAAGAAAAGGAAGAAAACACAAAAGAAAUUCCGGGAGCGAGAAGAGAAGGCUUCUGAGCACAAGGCCAAGUCCUUGGGGGAGAAGUCUCCAGCAGCCUCUGGGGCUAGGAGGCCUGAGGCAGUGGAAGGGGAAGUGGCUACGGCUUCCAGCUCCACCGAGACCCCUGCAGGUGGCCUGGCCACAGAGCCUGAGUCUGUGUUUGCCCUGGAUGUUCUUCGACAGCGACUGCAUGAGAAGAUCCAGGAGGCCCGGGGCCAGGGCAGUGCCAAGGCGCUGUCCCCUGCUGCCCUGGAGAAAAGGCAGCGGAGAAAGCAGGAACGGGACCGGAAGAAGAGGAAGCGAAAGGAGCUGCGGGCGAAAGAGAAGGCCAGGAAGGCUGAGGAGGCCGCGGAGGCCCAGGAGCCAGUGGAGCCCGUCCCAGAGGGGACCGGCAGGGAGCCUCGGGAGCCGCCGGGGCUGAUCUUCAAUAAGGUGGAGGUGAGUGAGGACGAGCCGGCCAGCAGGGCGCAGCGCAGGAAGGAGAAGAGGCGGAGGGUGAAGGGGAACCUCACGCCGCUGACCGGGAGGAACUACCGGCAGCUGCUGGAGCGCCUGCAGGCGCGGCGGGGCCGGCUGGACGAGCUGCGCGGCCAGGAUGAGGGGAAGGCGCAGGAGCUGGAGGCCAAGAUGAAGUGGACCAACCUCCUGUACAAGGCGGAGGGCGUGAAGAUCCGUGACGACGAGCGCCUGCUGCAGGAGGCCCUGAAGCGCAAGGAGAAGCGCAGGGCGCAGCGGCAGCGCGGGUGGGAGAGGCGCACGGCCCGCGUGGUGGAGAAGAUGCAGCAGCGCCAGGACCGGCGGCGGCAGAACCUGCGCAGGAAGAAGGCGGCCCGCGCCGAGCGCCGCCUGCUCAAGGCCCGCAAGAAGGGCCGCAUCCUGCCGCAGGACCUGGAGCGCGCGGGCCUGGCCUGAGCCUUCCCGCCUGGGAGGCUCCAGGGGACCCUCUGAGUCCUUGAUGGUGGCUCAUCCCAGGAUCUCCGCGGACCUCGGCCCCUCCGUGUGAAGGGGACAGAGUCGUGCUCUGCUGAGUUGUGAGGGCUCAGGUCUCCCGUGUGAGAGAGGAUGUUUCAGCGUCAUCCUUGAAAAUGGGGCCGGGGCCUUCAGACCCAGGGAAAGGGUGAGUCAGACUGGGGUCGGGUCUUUCCCGGGCCUGAAAGCUUCCCCGAAGUUUGCAGGGUCAGGGAGGAGGGAUGGUGGGGUGCGCAGUCACUGCCUCUUCCCUGCCUGUGUUCGCAGGAGCCACAGCACCGAACAGGGUGGCCUCUAUUGCCAGGCCACCUUAGCUCACAGCUCACAAGGACGGCGCUGAGGUGUAGCGUAGGGACACCUGGCACUCGGGAGUGGCAGGAGCAUGUCCGGGCAUGGGGCAUCCUGGGACAGAACGCCACGGCUCCUCGCCCCUCUCUUGGCUUCUGCCUGUGGGGGUCUCAUUCCUUUCUCUUCUUCACUGCUCAGAAUUUAGAGGGAGGGAGGGAGCUGUCCUUCCCAGAGUCUGUGCAUGUGAGUUGGGCCCGGUGCAUUGGCCCAAAGGAAAAGAGAAUAAAACUAGAGAGUGUGAGGCAAAUGGAAGACAGAAAGUGGGAUGGAAGAAUUAAAUCCAAAGCUACAGGCAGUCAGAUGAAUGCAGGUUGAAUCAACUCAGGUGAAUUUUAGUGGUAUACGGAGAUAAAGCUGUAAAUAAAAUUCUUUGGUCUCGGGCUAUGAGACAAAGAUUGUAAAUGAAAGGGAGCUGGCGUGUCUGAUGAGACAGUAGACUGAG
This is a messenger RNA of Sapajus apella (tufted capuchin), 2090 nucleotides long. Its product is annotated as surfeit locus protein 6. Gene Ontology annotation, biological process: ribosomal large subunit biogenesis; ribosomal small subunit biogenesis. The coding region runs from base 158 to 1243 and encodes 361 amino acids. The record is from RefSeq and is a predicted model, not a curated record. NCBI's taxonomy places the organism in Eukaryota, Metazoa, Chordata, Mammalia, Primates, Cebidae. The transcript is spliced from 5 exons. Gene Ontology annotation, cellular component: nucleolus. Gene Ontology annotation, molecular function: RNA binding; DNA binding.